CGCGGCCGCCCACGAGGACCACGAGUGCUGCGAGCGCGUGGUCAUCAACAUCUCGGGGCUGCGCUUCGAGACGCAGCUCAAGACGCUGGCGCAGUUCCCGCACACGCUGCUGGGCAACCCGCGGAAGCGCAUGCGCUACUUCGACCCCCUGCGCAACGAGUACUUCUUCGACCGCAACCGGCCCAGCUUCGACGCCAUCCUCUACUACUACCAGUCGGGCGGCCGCCUGCGCCGGCCGGUCAACGUGCCCCUGGACAUGUUCUCCGAGGAGAUCAAGUUCUACGAGCUGGGCGAGGAGGCCAUGGAGAAGUUCCGCGAGGACGAGGGCUUCAUCAAGGAGGAGGCGCGCCCGCUGCCCGAGAAGGAGUACCAGCGCCAGGUGUGGCUGCUCUUCGAGUACCCCGAGAGCUCGGGCCCCGCGCGGGUCAUCGCCAUCGUCUCGGUCCUGGUCAUCCUCAUCUCCAUCGUCAUCUUCUGCCUGGAGACGCUGCCCGAGCUGAAGGACGAGAAGGCCUUGGCGGGCGCCGCGCGCCGCGCCGACAACGCCACGCUGGUCGACGGCUCCCCCAUCUUCACGGACCCCUUCUUCAUCGUGGAGACCCUGUGCAUCAUCUGGUUCUCCUUCGAGCUGGUGGUGCGCUUCUUCGCCUGCCCCAGCAAGGCGGACUUCUUCAGAAACAUCAUGAACUUCAUCGACAUCGUGGCCAUCAUCCCCUACUUCAUCACGCUGGGCACCGAGGUCGCCGAGCAGGAGGGGAACCAGAAGGGCGAGCAGGCCACGUCGCUGGCCAUCCUCAGGGUCAUCCGCUUGGUCAGGGUUUUCAGGAUCUUCAAGCUCUCCCGCCACUCCAAGGGCCUCCAGAUCCUGGGCCAGACCCUCAAGGCUAGCAUGAGGGAGCUAGGGUUGCUCAUCUUCUUCCUCUUCAUCGGGGUCAUCCUGUUUUCUAGCGCAGUGUACUUUGCCGAGGCGGAAGAAGCUGAGUCUCACUUCUCCAGCAUCCCCGAUGCUUUCUGGUGGGCGGUGGUGUCCAUGACCACCGUGGGAUACGGUGACAUGUACCCUGUGACAAUUGGAGGCAAGAUCGUGGGCUCCUUGUGUGCCAUCGCUGGUGUGCUGACAAUUGCCCUGCCCGUACCUGUCAUCGUGUCCAAUUUCAACUAUUUCUACCACCGGGAGACGGAGGGGGAAGAGCAGGCUCAGCUACUCCACGUCAGCUCCCCUAACUUAGCCUCUGACAGUGACCUCAGCCGCCGCAGCUCCUCCACUCUCAGCAAGUCCGAGUACAUGGAGAUCGAAGAGGAUGUCAAUAACAGCAUAGCCCACUAUAGGCAGGCCAACAUCCGAACUGGCAACUGCACCACCGCUAACCAAAACUGCAUUAAUAAGAGCAAGCUGCUGACCGAUGUCUAAGCUCAGUCCAGCAGGCAGGCGAAAAAGCCCCACUUAGCAGCUCAAAAGACUUAAGCAAAAACCCUAGUGGCUCCGGUCCCCCUUUGUAGAUACUUUCCUAAAUAGUCUUUGAACGCCCUACGUCACUGUCAAUGCAUUGUUGCAUUGUGGCCUUUGGGGGGGAAGGGGGGGUGACGAACCAGAAGCUUUCAAGAUCCGUGAGAAAAAGAAACUAUUUUCAUUUUAUUUACAAAAUGAGAAAAGGGAGAGUAUUUUCUAAAACGGGCUUUAAAAAAUUCAGUCCAUGUACUGGCCACUCUAGGUAAAAUAAGAAUCGUACACCUGCCCCUACUGAAACAUUUUUAAUCCUUUGGCUUCUUUGACCUUUUUUUUUUCCCAAUUAUGAACCAGAUCACUUAGAAAUAUAAAAGUAAAAUGUGCACGGGGCGCCAAUGCAAAAUCUUUGCAAACUGUACAGCACAUUUAAGACACUGCAUCGGAUGUAUCAUAUGUAACAUGAUAUAUACCGGCCAGGAUGGGCAGUAAAAGACAUUUUUGUUUUGAUCAAACUGCAUAUUAUGAGGUGAAAACAAACAAACAACAAAACUACUUAAGAUAAAUCUGAUCCCGGUCCUGAUCUGUAGGGAGGGAUUUCACCCCACCCCAUUCUUCAGACAAUUCUCUGAGAAAAAGAUAGCUGAAAUAAGUUCACUGAUUCAUCUGCAGUGCUGCUAAGUUUUCUCAACUGUAGACGAGUCAAAUACAGGUCUCUUUCACCAGACCUGCACGCUGACCCCUGGCCUUCAGAACUGGAAGUUAAACCUUAGCCUCCUUAUUGCAAGAGAGCACAAAUGGAGUUAAAUGUAAGCAUGUUUGAAUCUGAUGACAUUUAUUUUAUAAUCGCAUGCUGAGAACGUUAACCCAGACAAUAGGGGAUAAGCUUACGUUGAAAUCGACUCUUCUAAAAAUAGAUUCUUUUUCAUUUGCAUUCACCAAAAGUGCACUCCUCCAUUUAUUAACUAUUUUAUUAGUAAAUAAAGUACUGUAUUUAAGUGCAUAUGUUAGUCAGAUGGGAACAAUAACUUUUUGGAGCUCCAAGCAUGUUCUCUUAUUCAGCAUUAUGGCCUAUUUGACUAAGAUGUACCUUGAAUUAAUUAAUGCAUGAUUUCCAUAAUAAAACUUUUUAAAAAUGAUAAAAAUCACAAGUCUGUGGGAUGAAAGGCCCAACAGAAAUAAUGGGGGGUGGGGGAGGGGGACACUCAGUCAUUUUUCCUGCCUUUGCUCAGGGAAAUGUCAGGUUUCUGUGCAGGUAUAGGGAGAGAGAGGACCAAUAUGCCCAUCCCUUAAAGGGAAGCUAUGUGAAAAACUAAAUAAGUCAUCAAGGUAUAUAUAGCAACACCUAAGAACAAGUAUCCUUUCUAGCUGAAGAUAAACACAAGCAAAACAAACAAACAAAAAAAAGGUGCAAUACUGCAUGUUUUUUGGUGCAUUCUUAGGAUGUAAAUGAAAAUGUUUAUCUAGUAUAUGCAUCCAAAGCAGAGCUGAUUUUUUUUUUUUUUUUUUUUUGGUUUGGUUUUUGCAACCAUGAUUUGAAGUCUGUAGAGACUUUGGCCCUCCCCUUGAGGCUCCCCAAAUAUACUCAACCAAUUGAUUUAAUAGUUGCUUAGUGCCUUUAUCCUGUACCCACAGUGAACUGCAGAAAGUGCCUCUGUCACACAGCUGAGAAGUUAGGUAACAAAAGGGGGGAAGGGUUGGGGCACAGAUAUUUUGCUUUUGCUUUUUCCAUCCUUGCCAUCUCAUUUCACCACUGUGAGAAGACCACACCACACCACCCUACCCCCUGGAGAGGAGCGAUCCAGGUGGGUGCUGUCUCUCUGGCCAUCCACUGGACUUGGUCCCUUUGACGGCCCGAUGUUGGAUGUGAACUGAGACCCGUCUUUGAACUGGACGUGAACUGUGAACUUAUCUUUUCCUCUUCUCUACCAGAAGCCAAGAUCUAAACUUUUUUGGGAAUUUGUUUCCUAUCAGGGGCCGCUCUGGACAUGCAAGGCUUCCUCUGGUCCAGUGAAGAGUUCCCGGCACGUUUCCUUAUUCUUUCUCUGUUAGCGGCAGCACUUUGCAAACCUCUCUGAAAGUCUCAUCUUUUCAAGCAACGCUGUGGAUGUGGGAACACUCCGUUUCAUAAUAACCUUUCCCAGGCCUCCCCUCCUGGCCCAUCCCUUUCCGAUAUUUCCCGUGAUGCUCCCGUGAUCUGCCCACCUGGCAGUCCCUUCACUGGCUGAGCCUCUGACUUCUGCUGCCCUAGUCACCCAGCCCAGAGAACAGUGGGGACCCUGUGUCCGCCUGAAAGAGAGCCACGGGACACGGGCCUCUGGAGCCCGGCAGCUGUCCACCCGUGAAGAGGCACUCACAGCCUUCAUAAGGACCCUGAAAUGGGGAAUCUUCUUUCUGCACUUAGCAUGUGGCCGCCUGCUGCUGACCACCUGACCUUCCUGCCCGGCUCCUUCCAGAAAUCUACAUUGUUACUUUCAUCCUUUUCUCCCGUCCUCUCCUAGAACUAGCAGUGAGGCAGUCAACCCAGAAACUCGAGUGACACCCAGGCCGGUGAACUUGAGUGAAGAAAGAACAUGGGUAUCUCAUUUUUCCAUGGGAUGUCUGAGUCCGCGAGGCCACCGCAACACCCAUCGUGGAAGACGAGGGGCCGAGAACUGCGCAGCAUCUGACCACAGGGCAUUAAACCCUCCCGUGUGAUGUCUCUUUCCCGUCCGAACCUUAACUCAUCCUGGCGAUUCUUCUCCUACUUGCUUGAACGUCUCCAGUUUGGAAAAAAAAAAAAAGCCAACCUCUCCCCAGUCCUUGGGGAAUAUCUAGAUCUUUUAUUUCGACUCUGAGGUCUAGGACACACAGAACUCAAAACGCUGCACUCUGUCAACAGCAAUAAUCCACUCGGUACUGUGGGACGGAUGGGUUAGAAGAUGCGGAAACGGGGCGAAGGCUGACUUUGGCUACUUGGCAUACUUCUCGCAGUUAUACCCCGAACUGGUUGAUUCUUCUGCAUGUGUUAUAGGGGAAAGUGUUGCAUGCGGGGAACCUAUCAGCCUGGGACGGGAGACGAGGGAUUGCUAUGCCUUUGGGGUGGUGUGAUGACAAUGAAUGCUGCUUAGCCCAUCUGUAGCUCAUUGCAAUGAAUCCGGUAGGAAUGCAGUCCAGGGAUUACCUGUGUAGCAUAGGCAUGCGACGUUUGACCAAGCUCUUACCCUCGCACUGUAAUGUGCUGAAAUGUCUUUGUAGACCUGAAGGUGCACUUAACAGAACUGCCUAUUAAGGGACGACUAAUCUUUUGGUUUACCUAUUCAAAUUUAUUUUAUUUUACCCGGCUUUUUGCCUUUUCUUCCCCUUCCUGGGCACUGGAUAUGUGUUUUCUCUGGAAGGAGAAGACUUCUGAUGUGCUGAUAGCCAUAGCCCAGCUCUUCCGGUGCAUGGGUGCCCUAGUUCAAUAGGGUGGCAGUGGAAGGGCUGGGUCACACCGGGGCUGUUAGCCAUCCCAGAGUCUCUGAAGGGGUUAACUCACCUGAAGUGAUCUGAAUCAGAGAGACCAAAGACAUUCUUUUCCUCUGUCCUCAGAUUUAUAGGAGACAGAUUGUAGCCAGGAGAGGUUUCUGGUUUUGCAUCUCUUCUUCCCUGUUAUGCACAAUUCUCCUCACUCCCCCUUGAGACUUGAGCUCUGAUGAUCAGUGAAAUCCGUUCGUUGGGAGUGGGCUAGCCUAGUAGAAUGAUAAACCGAUAUAGCAAAUCCUUCUCCGGGACUAUGGCCCGCGGGCAGUCAUUCCCCUCAAAUGGGAUCGUACGGAAGGGUUGGAUUCCCCUCUGGUGGGACUUGAGCACAGGGGGCAUCAUAGUCUUGAUUCACUUGAGAAUUUUUUUUAAAAGAUACAUGUAAACGAUAAAUUAGGAAUACGUUUCUUUAAGCAGAAGUUCAGCAUAGUCCGUAAAGGGCCGCCUUCACAUUGUGUGUAGUUACAAAAUUUUCAAAUUAGUUACCACCUAAAAGUCAGUAAAAAUAGUCUUCUAACCCUCCUAUUUUAUAUAGGAGACCUCAAAACACAUGCUUUUAAAAAUAAUUUUUAAAUUAUGAUUCCUUGUUUGGUAGAUAGGGUUGAACAGAAAGGAGGAAGAGAACAUUAGCAGAAGGCACUUUCCCAUUUUCUUCCAGGAAUGACUUAUUCCUGGGAGUGGUGAGAAUUGGUGGGUGGUAACCAUCCAUAGUAUACAAUUGUUAGAAAGAAUAUAAACUGCCAAGCCACCAUGGUGUCCUCCAGCUUUCUCAAGCAAAAAUGGAGUCUUUCGAUGUUUAUGUUCAUUAAAAUUAACAAACUAGAAUUUGAGACCGGACAUAUCCCAAGUUGAAUUGUGAUCUCAGGUGGUAACUUCUCAUGAACUCUGCGACGUAUUAGUUCUUGUACUUAUAUCAUGGAAUUUCAGGGUAUAUGUGAACAUGUCUAGCAUGACUCAGGUAAAUCUUAAAAGAAUGUACCUUACUUAAUCAUUUUUGUAAAGAAACAGUCAGGAGCUGAAUCGUUAACCAAAACUGUUCCAUGACCUUGGGUCACUGUGCAAACUCAUUCAGGGUAUAGAUGUCACGUUUAGAAGCCUUGGGAUCACAUACCGGUCUCUUUGCUCAGGCAAAACAACCACGGGCUUCCUUGGGAAGUCCAGUGUGUGCGUAAGGGCUGAGGCCCUGCUGAUCUCAGGGCCAUUAGAUUUAAGGAGAUUAACCCUAGUCACAGUGAUUCUCUUUUAGGAGCUAACCAGGAGUUUACUUUUUACGAUGUGAGACUUCAGAGCGUAUGGAAAAGUUUUGUACCACAAUCAGAGAAGAAGAGUAAAUGGUGUAGGGAAGGAAAACCAAACCAAACAAGAAAUUCCUUGUUAAAUAUUCCAGGUCAAAAGUUGUCUCCUCUCCAAAACUUGCAGAAGCACCUUUCUUCUCUCCAGUGUACUGUUUGGGGACUGUGGAUGCAACAGCUAGAAGUAGACGUCAUGGACUGUGUGUGUGACAUACCUCUUAUAUGACAGAGAAAGUAUUACUGAAGUUAAAAAUAAAAAUUGAGUAGUAUUGAUGUAAAGUGCACCAUCAGGGCAACAAACCAUUGAAGCUGAAAAAGCACCGUUUUAUUUCUUGAGUUUGCCAGUUGCUUACGCCUUGAGUUAAGGACGUGUCUCAUCUUCACCACCUGUGCAUUUCCCCUUCUCUCACUGUUCCAUAUGUCAGGUCGAGGACAUUGAAUGUUAUGAAUUGAGAACCUAAUUGAUGCGCAUAGUUUUCAUCUAUGCAAUUUUACUUGCUUCUGUCACUUUAUGAUCUGUUCAUAUUUGGCAUCAAUUAAAGAUAAUUUUUAAGGAUCUUAUCAAGGAA
Messenger RNA from Carlito syrichta (Philippine tarsier), 6806 nucleotides. It is a transcript of the gene KCNA1, whose product is annotated as potassium voltage-gated channel subfamily A member 1. Gene Ontology annotation, molecular function: delayed rectifier potassium channel activity. Gene Ontology annotation, cellular component: juxtaparanode region of axon; neuronal cell body; paranode region of axon. Lineage: Eukaryota; Metazoa; Chordata; Mammalia; Primates; Tarsiidae. Gene Ontology annotation, biological process: protein homooligomerization; potassium ion transmembrane transport. The record is from RefSeq and is a predicted model, not a curated record. The transcript has a single exon. The coding region runs from base 131 to 1411 and encodes 426 amino acids.